CAACCUCGUCUUUCUUCAAAGAAGCACCCAAGGUAGAUGUUGUCAAGGACAAUUCUCUAGCUCCGACACCGGACGGUGCAAUCAACGAAUCUAAAAUCGUUUCCUACCAAGUGGCAAUUGAUGAUCUGUUGAGAGCCGGAAGAUCCGAUGUGUCAGCCGACGUUCUUAUUGCCAUGAAAUCAAUAGUCAUUGCCUGUAAAGGCAUAACCGAAGAUGUUGAUGCACAUGAACAAAUCAAGGCGUCCUUGAUGAAAGCCGAAGAUAGAGAUAAAAUUCAGGCUCUGAAGAAUAAGCUUUCAGCCACCCUCACAAACCUCAUGACGGCUGCAAAAAAUCACGCAACCGGCUACGGUAUAUCUCCCGUUAGUCUGUUGGAUGCAGCGGCAAGUCAUCUGACAGCGUCGGUUGUAGAUCUAGUCAAACUCGUGAAGCUUAGACGCACCGGAGGACGCGAUAUAAAUAAAAAUGAACCCCCCUUGCCCGCCAAAUUAUCUCCUGACUACUUGCCCACCUCACCUCCUGACUCCUCAUCUAUCUCACCUCCCGGAACAAAUGCUUCCGACUCUAAGGCCGUAGAGAACACCAACGGACGUGAAGGCGUUGAUAUAGACGAAUUAAAAGAUUUUCUUGAACGUCAAACCGAGGCCAUCGUUCAAGCUAUUCAAACUCUUUUAGCGGCACUUCGAAAUCAAUCGUACGGGAAAGAACUUACUGAUAAUAUCAAUACGAUCACCACGAUAGUUUUGAAUGUCAUCGCUGUAUGUCGUGACUCCUUUGGUUCUACAUCAGGUGCCCCCUAUCGUGCACGUGGUGAGACGGUCUUGAAAGAGUUAGAGAAUAGUGUUGAAAAAUUGGAAGAAAUGCGUGAAACAAUAACAAAUGAUAGUGAGGACUUUUUAUCCAACAAAGCUUCCAAACAGCGGUUGGCAAGCGCUUCUUUUGAAAUUGCUAAAUUCACAAAAGAACUGGUUGGUCUAGUCGAAUAG
Messenger RNA from Acaulospora colombiana, 986 nucleotides. The record is from the annotation of a GenBank genome assembly. Lineage: Eukaryota; Fungi; Glomeromycota; Glomeromycetes; Diversisporales; Acaulosporaceae.